Hydra vulgaris (swiftwater hydra) is the source of this 725-nucleotide messenger RNA. Lineage: Eukaryota; Metazoa; Cnidaria; Hydrozoa; Anthoathecata; Hydridae. The record is from RefSeq and is a predicted model, not a curated record.
AAUGCACGUAUAGCCAAUAUAAAUUGGAAAAAGGUCUCUGCUGGAUAUAACUGAAUAAUAAACUGAUAAUUUAACUGAAAUGCAAAUCAAGAAAAACAGGUUAAGAAUCAGGUUAAAAAUUCAUUGACAUCUGCAUUAAUAUCCUGGCAGACACCUUAUGUAUAUAAUUCUUAGAUUUUUAAUUAUUAAUGAUGCAUUCAACCUGUUUUUAUUUUGAAAUAACAGUUAUAAGGAAAAUACUUUAGUUAAUAAUACAAUAUUUUGUUAUUGUUUUAGGUCAGACCCAUCAAAUAAUGUUGUUAUGAAACUUUUAAGUAAAAUUCUUGCAUCAUUGGAAGAGGUUAAGCAAACUCAAAAGUUACAUUCUGCAAUGAUAAUUUCUCUGCAAAAACAGCAGAGUGUAGAUUCCGGAAUUACUAUACAACAACUACCUGCCGGUCUUACUUUACCACUCCAUUCAUUUGCUGAUGUUGAUAAUGCUGAAGUAUUGCUGAAAGACGAAUCAGUUCAAAAAAUUUUGACAAAAGUUUUUAUCGAAAAUGGGGGAAGUGAUAUAGGUGAUUUCAUUAAACGAAAUAUGAAGUUGCUGUUUGACUCAGCUUUGGCGAAGCAUUACAAUUUAACAGGUGUAUCGCGUCAAGGCAAACGUGGGUUUAACAAGUUGAUAAUGUUUCAGUUACUUUAUGUUAAGUAACUUUUUUUUGGUGGUCUACUAACUACUAGCA